This is a messenger RNA of Stylophora pistillata, 3375 nucleotides long. Its product is annotated as GPI ethanolamine phosphate transferase 1. The record is from RefSeq and is a predicted model, not a curated record. Gene Ontology annotation, cellular component: endoplasmic reticulum membrane. NCBI's taxonomy places the organism in Eukaryota, Metazoa, Cnidaria, Anthozoa, Scleractinia, Pocilloporidae. Gene Ontology annotation, biological process: GPI anchor biosynthetic process. Gene Ontology annotation, molecular function: mannose-ethanolamine phosphotransferase activity.
AUGGCGGCAGCGCAAUUAUCUCUCUUAGUGUUAGGAAUACUGGUCCAUAUUAACUAUCUUGCGUCUAUAUUCGAUAUUUAUUUUACUUCUCCCCUAGUUCAUGGUAUGAUCCCUUACCAAUCGACUCUAAAAGCGCCCGCUAAGCGGUUGGUUUUAUUUGUUGCCGAUGGAUUACGAGCAGACAAAUUUUAUGAACUUGACGAACACGGAAAAACUCGCGCACCAUAUUUAAGGGAUUUAAUCGAAACGAAAGCUAGUUGGGGUGUCUCUCACACACGAGUACCCACAGAGUCUCGGCCUGGACAUGUUGCUCUCAUUGCUGGGUUCUAUGAAGAUGUUAGCGCCGUGGCCAAAGGUUGGAAAGAGAACCCAGUGGAGUUUGAUUCUACUUUUAAUGAAAGCAGAUACACAUGGGCUUGGGGAAGUCCUGAUAUCCUACCAAUGUUUGCAAAGGGGGCCAGUGGUGACCAUGUUUUUACAUCCAUGUAUGAAGAUGUUGCAGAAGAUUUUGCAAAUGAGGAUGCUGCUAAGCUUGACACUUGGGUGUUUAAUGAAGUAAGAAACUUCUUCAGUGCUGCAAGAAAUAAUGAAACUUUGAAGAGGAUGCUUCAUGAGGAGAAAAUUGUAUUUUUCUUUCACCUUCUAGGAAUUGACACCAAUGGCCAUGCACACAGACCAACCUCCAAAGAAUAUCUCAGGAAUAUUGCUGUUGUGGACAAAGGGGUAAAAGAGAUGGAAAAUGUAAUUGAAGAAUUUUAUGGUCAUGAUCAUGGAACAGCAUUCGUGUUGACAGCUGAUCAUGGUAUGACUAACUGGGGGUCCCAUGGGGCAGGACAUCCUCAUGAAACACUGACGCCCUUAGUAGCUUGGGGGGCUGGUGUACAAGGACCAAUGGCUCCUGUACGCAGUGUCGAUAUUGUGGAGGAAACAAUAAGGUGGAAUCUUGGUCAUCUGAAGAGAAUAGAUGUCAAUCAAGCUGAUAUUGCACCGCUGAUGACUUCUCUGAUUGGUGUUCCAUUUCCUCUGAACUCUGUGGGAAUUUUGCCAUUGGACUAUCUCAACAACUCCGAGCAAUACCUGGCAGAAAACCUCUUCAUGAAUUCACAGCAGAUUCUUGCUCAGUAUGAUGUGAAAGAAUUGUUCAGAAAGGAAACUUCUCUGUGGUUUCAGCCCUUCUCUUCCUUGGCAGGUGCAAAGAAAACAGGAAUGAUUCGCGACAUAAAAGAGUUCAUGCGAGCCACGAAGUAUAAAGAAGCCGAGAGCCUAAGCAGAGAUCUAAUCAAUCUUGCAUUGGAGGGACUCAAUUACUACCAGAACUACGACAGAGUGUUCUUAAAUUUAGUGGUCACUCUUGGAUUUUUGGGAUGGAUAUUAUGCAUCAUCCUACAGAUUGUCGAAGAUCAUAGUGAAGUCAUCAAAGAGGCGUCCAAACUCGGUAAAGAGAACCUUCAGCCAUUGGUGAAGACAGCGCCUCUGGACACCGCUACUUUGGUUCUCGCUUUUCUCGCGGUGAUUCUUUUAAUUAUUCAAAAAGCACCUUGGAUGUAUUAUAGCUACUGCUUAAUGCCUUUAGUAUUUUGGAAUCGCAUUGCCAAGAGACUUCACGUGGUCAGAGCUGCCUGGAGCUAUAUCCGUGAAAAACAGUUGCAGCAUAGAGUUCUAUUUACCUUUUUGUUCGGUAGUUUCUCGUUAGAGAUUCUUGUCAUGAGCUUCUUCAGGCGAGAGAUUCUCUCUGUAGGUCUUGUGUGUCUUGCUCUGUGGCCGUUCACCACUCAAUUGUACAAAACUUGCACGCCAUCUGUAGCAGGCUGGAUGAGCCUUAGCUUUGCUCUUUCCGUGUUUCCUCUUCUACCUGUUGUCGGACGUGAGGCCAACUAUUUCCUGGUGACUGCGGCAGGAUUCUUAACUUUGAUCAUUUUUUGUUCGCUGUUGUUUUACGUUUCCACCGUAUCUCAGUUAAUGAACACGGAAUUAACAAAAUCGUGUAAAAUCCUGCUCCUUCAAGCUCUACUCACGGCACUAGCAAUUUAUAUCGUGAACAGUACAGCAGCAAGUUUAAAACGAAAACUCGGACUCCCGUUAGUAAACCAGCUUGGCAGUUGGACUAUUCUUGUGUCAUCCUUUCUGUUACCACUGAUCAACUCGAGUAAUUUAACGAUACGACUGUCGAGUAUAGCUAUGGCGUUUUCCUCAUUGUAUCUGUUGAUGAGCACUGCCUACGAAAGCCUGUUUUUGCUAGUUCUGUCGCUGCUUAUGGGUGCAUGGCUUUUGUCUGAACACAAACUCUCUGGCAAAACUCUCGACGCGCUGUUAGAAACGCAACUAAGCAACGCCAGCUCCACGACCACCUAUCAGCCAGCUUGGAAGGCCCUUACGAGAGGCAUGGACGCUCCUGUGAUGAGAAAACUCACUUUAGAGGACCUUCGCUGCGCUUAUUUUUUCGUUUUCUUCAUCGUAGUGGCCUUCUUUGGAACAGGAAACAUUGCUAGUAUAAAUAGCUUUGACCCUGCGUCCGUUUACUGCUUCUUGACUGUAUUCUCGCCCUUUGUUAUGGGCAGUUUACUACUCUGUAAAGUUCUCAUUCCGUUUGUGAUUGUAACAUGCGCAUUCGACGCAAUACACGUAGUGCUCUCGAUCCCUGUUCAAAGUCUAGUGUUAGUAGUGCUAGUGAUGACGGAUUUAAUGGGACUGCAUUUCUUUUUCCUUGUGCAGGAUAGCGGCAGUUGGCUGGAUAUUGGAACAAGUAUCAGUCACUUUGUCAUCAUGAUGGCUUUUAUUAUAUUCUUGCUUCCAAUAUUCGGUCUGGCUAGGCUCUUUACAGGGGCUUCCCUACCGUUCAGGACGAGCAAGAAAAUAGCUUAAAAGGCAGAACACACGAGGCCAUAAUAUGCUGAAGCAGGUUCCCCGCGCCAAAUCGCUCCCCCCUCCCUUUUUUCGUUCAACCCGUAAGUACCCGCAAAACUCGUCGCUGCGACUUGUUUUAAGGAAAGAAUGCUGUUAAGGAGAUACAGAUUUUUAUGAAAAAAAUUCUAUGUCACACGAAGUGAAUUGUCACCGAAUGUGUUCUGACCUGAAGUACGGUAGGCUCAAGCCGUAAGGAAACUUUAGGAUAUGACUGAGUAUCGUGAAAUAAUGAAAUAGUAACUUAUAACUGCAGAAACAAAAGGAACAUUGGAUAGUCAAAAGUUGGAACAGGUGCAUAAAGGUGGUGAAAUUUCAAACGCAUUGUCUUUGGGAAAUUUGAAAUACAAAGGACCAAAACUUUUCAAGCUUACACAUUUUUCUUGAAAAUUUUAUCCUUAACGCUUGAAAAUCAAGAUAGGUAUCUGCUCUGUUAAACAAUGAGAUUUUCAAUAAACAAAUAUUUUCAACGAG